This is a messenger RNA of Myiozetetes cayanensis, 6984 nucleotides long. It is a transcript of the gene CLPS, whose product is annotated as colipase. Gene Ontology annotation, biological process: lipid catabolic process; digestion; positive regulation of catalytic activity. Gene Ontology annotation, molecular function: enzyme activator activity; lipase binding. The transcript is spliced from 3 exons. Gene Ontology annotation, cellular component: extracellular region. The record is from RefSeq and is a predicted model, not a curated record. The coding region runs from base 2396 to 2752 and encodes 118 amino acids. Lineage: Eukaryota; Metazoa; Chordata; Aves; Passeriformes; Tyrannidae.
UCCCCGGGCGCCCGGCCCGGCCCCGCCCGCCCGGCAGCGGCGGCGGUGAGACCUCCCCCACACCCUCAACGAGCCGGGGAGGACCCGGGAGGAGCCGGCACGACCCCCGCCCCCUUAGCCGGGGAGGGCGCGGCAGGAGGCAGGCGGCGCGGUUGCGGGAUGCGCUCCCAGCAUGGGCCCCCGGAAUGUGCCCCGAGGGUGUCCUGUGUCCUUGGAAUACUUUCUCGGGAUUUGUCCUUUGCCUCCACCGCAUGCCCUACCAUGCACCCUGGGAUAAGCCAAAUAUCCCCAGUGUGGACUCUAGGAUCUGCCCUGGGACACACCUUGGGCUGUGCACCAGAGUGCACCCUGUGCCCUACUGUGCGCUCAGGGGUGCACUCUUUCCCCCGCCGUGCCCCUCAGUAACGUGUUAUGUGCCCUGCAAUGUGCCAUGCACACCCAGGAUGUGUGGCAGGAUGUGCUGGGCUUCACUGUGCAGCCCUGGAUGUGUCCCAGGAUGUGCCACAUGCCCCAGGAUGCAUGUUGGGAUGUGUCUUGCCCCCCAGCAUGUGCCCCAGAAUGUACCAAGGGCUGUGCCGUUAGCCUUGGGAUGCCAUCGGGCUCUGCUGUGUGCCCCAGGAUAUGUCCCAAAUUCUGUGCAUCUUUGGCUACUCCCUUCUGGCCUCCCAGGCCAUGUCACAAGGGUCUUCCCCCACUGGUGGGGAGUACAUAGGGUGUUGCAUCACUGGGGUGGUGGACCGCAGGCCCUUUGAUCCCCCCACUGUAGCCUAAAAUUCGCUCUUAAAGAAACUUCUAAGACUUAAUUUGUGAGUUUUAGAAGCCAGGCAUUCUUUAUUACACAGUGCUGUAUAAUCACAGCACUGCCCUGGGAAUCAGUUCACCAAAGUGCACACAGCAGUAUCUUCACUACAGCUUAUAUGUCAGCAUCACAUGAUUAUUCAUAUUUCAUUCCAUGCAUUCUUGUCGCAUAUUUAUGACAUCUCUCAAUGCUUUUUAGCAUGCAUACAUAUCCUUAUAAGGUCUCUGAGGGGCUUCAUCGGUGAUGCCUGUUGGUUAUGUCUAGAACCCCCAAAGUUCUAAGGAAGUGCCUGCCUUAUGAACUUCUUUAAGGCAAUACACCUGGUUAUAGAGGAACUGGGUGUUGCUUGGCUGGCUGCCUCAGUUCCCUUCUUCAUUGUUUCUUGACUUUGCUUGGUUAGUCACUUUAAAUCACUUGGCUCAGCUAUAUGUAGUUUCUGUGGUACAGUCCAUUGUAAAAACUGUUAGUUCUUGUUACAUCUCAAAACUCAGAUAUCACCAUCAGCUCCAGGGCUGCCUGGGGCUGCAGGCAGGAAGGGGACCAUCCCCACAGUUUCACUGCGGAAAGGGAAAUGGCUCAUCCUGCUACAAGGACACACCAAGGUGUCAGCCAGCACCUGUGGCAGGGCCAGGUCUCUGACCAAUCCCCAUGUCCUGCUGCCAGAGGAGCAUGGGCAGCUCUAGAGCCUGCCCUGACAGGUUGCAGGCACUUGCAGCCACCUUGGGAUCUCUCUCCAGGAGCCACAUGUGCCUCACAUCCCGAGAGACCACACAGGUUCAGCUCCUGUCAUGAGGACUGGAUGCCAGCUGCCAGUGUAACAGCCAUAGCCAGCGUCAGCGUCAGCCUCGGCAUCAUCCUUGUAGCUGUCAAAGGUCAGAGCUGCCUGGCCAUUAAUCGUUGCUGAGAACAGCCAAGCCACUUCAGGCAUGAAAAGCUGUGCUGUUCCCAGGGCUGUUUUCCUUUCAUCAGCUGCAGCCCCCAAGCACUUAAACAUAGAGCAAAUAUUUGGCAGGGCAGGGUGAGGUUCUGGCCCAUGGGUUGGGGACCUUGGUGAGCUCUGGAGCACUGAGAAAGGCCAGCAGGAUGCUUGCAGGGGGCUGAGCUCUCUCUUGUAUGCUUAGGUUUCUUGGCCUUUGUGAUCAUACCAUCUGAGUGAUGGAGGAUCUGGUGACGGGCACUUUCUCAUGGAACAGAGCUCCUGCCGUGGCGCCAGCCCUCACUUUGCCUAUGAACAAACCCCCAGCAGUGCCCAGCAAGGAGGGCAUUUCGGAGAGCUCCAGCUCCACAGCUCGCUGCUGCCAAGGUGAGGGAGAGGAGGGAGGACUGGAAGCACAGGAGUGCCAUUACUUUGCAUUCGCUUUGGCCAAAGGAGCCGCCAAAGGGCAGGUUGACAUUGCCAGCGAGGGACAGUCACCCGGGAACGGGAGCUGGUAGCACUGGCAGCACAGGCAUCACAAGGAAACCCUGCCCUGGGCAGUGCAGCACUGCUGGAAUGCCACGAGUUGAGGUGUGAUAGGAGCAGCCACGUCAGCUGAUUGGAGACACCAGCUAUAAAGCACUUGCCGGCCCCAUGGUGGAGGCACAAGGGAGCCCACCAUGGCCAACAUGGUGCCUGCCUGCCUGCUCCUGGCCCUGAUGCUCCUGGCCCCAGCCCUGUCAGCACAGCAGCAGCGAGGGCUCAUCUUCAACUUGGAGAUUGGGGAGCUGUGCCUGCAGAGUGCCCAGUGCAAGAGCGGCUGCUGCCACCGGGUCAGUGGCCUCAGCCUUGCUCGAUGUGCACCGAAAGCAGCCGAGUUUCAGGAAUGCUCCCCAAAGAGCAUCUAUGGGGUCUACUACAAGUGUCCCUGUGAGAGCGGCUUGACCUGUGACGCUGAUAAGACCAUCGUGGGCUCCAUUACCAACAGUGACUUCGGUGUCUGCAAGGACCCCCGGGGCUUCUACAGAUGGUGGUGAAGAAAGAGAUUCCCUGGAACCUAUGCCCCUGCCACCUUGCCUUUCCCUUUCCUAGGAAUGCCUGUGGGAGAAUUUGAGUAAAGAGCAGCUUCUGCUGAGCUGCAGGCCAGCGUUUUCACUCGGCGCAGGCCCCCUGCAUGGGGACAACAGGGCCAGAAGGUCCUGGAAAAAGCCACAGGGACAUGAUAGCUUUACCUAUAUGUGUGUGCAAUUGUAUAAUAAUCUGUCUAGGUCAGCAGAGAGCCAUGGGGUGAGCUCUACUCAGGGGGAGUGUAAGCAAAGGGGGUGCAGGGGACAGGAAGAUGCAGCAGCCCCAGGAUAUGAGGGAGCUACUUUGGUUGUGCUGGACUUGUUUUAUUUCCUGCUGUGGCUGCUCUGGUUGGAAGCAUUUCCUAUGAAAGGUUUGUUGCCAGAGAAGAGGAACUUGCAGGGGGUGUUGAAGCUGUGGGUGCCCAGGGUGUUUGGUGGUCAUGUCCACCUCCCAUGUCUUGCCACACUACAGGCUCGGGAUGACCAUGCCUGCACCUCCUCAGGGUGAACAGAUGUGGCCAGGAGGUGAGAGGUCAGCGAGGUGGGAGUCCUCCCUGAAAAAGACCUUGUAUGGGCAGCAGUUGUACAUGCCAUGGGAGACCCCCGUGCAGCACCUCCAUCAGUAUCUUGUAGAGUAUCUUCUCUGGCUGCAAGAUAUGCAGGAGUUUGGGGAAUUCAGGAUGGACCUGGGGAGAGACGGUGCUGGGAGCAGCCCUGGCUUGCAAUGGUGUGGCAAAUCCGCUAAGCCCUGACCCCAGCAGAGCUGUGCCCUGGGCAGGGUAGCCUGCAGGGUGUGAUGCCCAGCUUGGAGUAAGCAUUUUGGGCAUGGGGAGGGAGCACAGAUGUACUACAGCAAGAUGAGGAAGAGGAGGCAGCCAUCUGGCAGAGUUGAGGAGGGAGCAGGAGAUGAAGGGGUCAUCAGAGAGGGUGUUCUUAGCUUCUCAGAUGCAGAUUUUACCCAUGUUUUUCCAUCCAUGGGGGCACAGCAACCAUCAGGCACCCACAGUGCCACUUGCCACUGUCCCAAGCGGCUCUGCAGCAGGUGGGGAGGCCACAAAGACUGGAGGCCAUUCCUCGCAGCUGAGAAGGUGCUGCAGGAAACUUUUUUUCCAGGACAAGGGUGACUGGCAGCUUGAGGAUCUGAACCUGCAGAAGAACCAGGGACACAUCUGGAUGUGUGGCACAGCUUGGAGGGUCCCCAGUGUGGGCAGGGGAAUGGGGGGGGCUGCUUGGGGACCUUCUGGUCCCUGAAAGUUUGGCUCGGCAGAGCUGCAAGAGGAGAAAAUUCUGACCUGGAUUUUAGUUUUAAACUUGUGGCGGGUGGUUAAAGCUUUGAGAGUCUUGUUCUCAUCGUAGUGGUGGCCCUGGCAAGAGGCCACCAGGUCCAUGUCUUCAUCAGUGCAGGAUGAGGUGUGGAGUAAGGAGCUGAUGGGGAUGGGCACAGGAACAGCAGCCCCUCUCCUGUAGCAGAGGCAUGGCCAGCUCCAGGCAGAGCAAGGGCGGAGGGGAUAUGGGACACAGGGGUCUCUCCAUGGACUUGCUGUUUCUGUGUGUUCCUCAGCCCCACAUGCCAUUCCACAACAGUGGAGAGCACCCCAGAGAGCUGCCAUUACCCAGGACACACACUGGAGAUACUAGGAGCCCUGUCUGCCCAGUGCUAGCCUUGUCCGGGGUUGUAUGUGCCUGUCAGGGGCAGGAUGUGACCAACGCCCAGCUGUGGCCAUGCCAGGACAGGCAGAGGGCAGCCACACCAUGUCCAUAGCCAGGGCUCCCAGCUCUGGGGACCUCCCAGCUCUGGGGACCUCCCAGCCCAGCAGAGAUCUCCCAGCCCCAGGGGCAGCUCAGCUUUGGGGCUGCCUGAAAUGCACAUAACCCCACAGCCCUGACACUCUUUGAGUCCUGCAUUAGGGGUUUCCCUGGAAGGAGAGAGGGGAUAGUACUGGGAGGGGGCAGCCUGGACUAAUCUCUGGCAUAUUCGAUGCUCUUUUUGUGGUGUCUCCUUUUUUUGGGGUGUAUCUAUAAUGGCAGAAGGAGCAUGGGAGCACCAGAAAGGUGGGAAGGAGGUAGCUGUGCUGAGGUGGUAGACACAUGAACCCCCCCGCCCCCCAUUUCAGCCCUAUAUUUACUGAUGAAGCUGCAGUUUUAUUUUGGCAGCUCUCAGGUGGUAAAUAUUGGCUUAAACCAAAAACCAGACACCUGACAAACACAGGAAGGGGCCCCUGGCACGUGUGGGGUACUGCCAGUCCUGGGGACAGGGGGACCCCACACUAGGGUGGGGGCAAUCUAAAUUGGGAAGGGGGAUAUGAGCAGGGCAUCCUUGUGCAGGCAGGUUUUGCUGCAGCAAGGUUCCUUGUGCAGGGACACGUGGGAGAUGUAGCGCCCCAGCAGGGACCUUACUUCACCCUGGGUAAUGGAGAGGAACAAGCAUUGGGUUACUCCUUCCUCCCUCUGUGCUUUGCAUGGGGUUUAACUCUCCUUGGUUAAAAAGCAAUGAGGAGUAUGAGACUGAAGGGAUGUUGGGGUGGAGGGCAGCCCAAGACCCUCCCCAGCCUCACCCCAUCAUCAGGAUUGCACCUCACUGUCAAACCCCAUCCCCUCCUGUUCACCCAUGGGGUGCCCCACUUACCAGGGAGGUGUGUGGAACAUUUUGCCGCCUGAGUGUCCACCCCUCCUGCCUCCCUGGUGCUCCCCCGCCUGGCCUAGCUGUUGUUACUCGAGGGUACAGGAUGUUCUCGCUCAGCCGAGCUCCUCUCCCCCCUCUCUCCCCCUUUUCUGCCAGCCCUUGUCCUUCACCUCUUCUCUGCACUGCUUUAACUCUGUUUUUUUCCCAAAACAUCACCUUUUCCUCUUCCUCUUCUUCCUCUUCUUCAUUUCUUUUUAAUUUCUGCACAGAUGCACUGAUGCUCCUUCUCUGCCCCUCCCAGGGAGUCCCUGCGCCUUCAAUUCACUGCAUCUCCAGUGGUGUGUCCACACAAUGCCCAGCUUUGCAGACAUCCCCAGCAGAUAUGCCUUAUUCCCAACCUUGCAAAACACUCCAAGAAAGUGUGUGUUGAGCUGCCCCUGGCCCCCAUAGUGGACUUCAGACAGGCAGCAGCCCUGUAGCAUCCAGCUUGGGGCAGUGAUUUUGGCAGGAGGGAAGACCCCAGGCACAACCUAAUUCCAUGACCUCCUUCCCCCUCCAGUACACCCCAGUUUGCUGCAGAGUGGUGUGAUGAUGGGCCUAAUCCUGCAGCUGGGCCAGAGGGGCUCCUGGGAUUUAGGUUGGAGGGCACUGGGGAUGCCUGUGCUUUCAGAGAGGCUUGGGUUUCUUGUGCCUGAGGGGUUGCCCAGAAGCAUCUGGGAGUGCACAAAGGUGUUUGGGGGUGCACAGAGGUAUCUGGGGCUGCCUGCUUGCUCUUGGUUCUGCGUUUUGUUUCCCACUCUACAUGCUUUUUUCCCCUAGUGUCAGUUGGGGCAUGGCAAAGCAGUGACUGGUGCAAUCCAGGGGGCCAGUGGCCCCUCCAGGGUAUCCCAAGGUGACUUUUGGCUGGAGGUGGCCACUAUGUGCGCAAGGCAGAAGCUGUGGGGAUGAAUCAUGUCCUUGCAGGGUGUGGGAUGCCCCAGCCAGCACCAGGGGCUUGGGGAAUCCUAAAUCCUCAGUCUGCCCCCACAAUCCUGUGCUGACGUGGAACACUUCAACCUGUGUCUGCAGCAGCAAAGUCCCCAUGGCAGGUCCAAGUCAUGAGGCACAAUGGGGAUAGGGGGGCCUAAUCCUGUGACUCCCACAACUCCCAAUUGGAUGUUCCUAAAUCUGAGCCAGGUUUUCACUGUCCCACUCUGCUCUCUUGUAUCCCUCCCUAGCUGUGGGCCCAGGGAAUUUGGGUGGGUAUCGAACACCAGCUCUGCCUUUCAGCUCAGGCUCAGCACCACUGCCAGCAUGCCUGAGAGAUGGCUUUAGGAUGAAGCCGAUGAGAAGCCACUCUUCAAGCUCUCUCUGGAGAAAAAGCAACCUUUCUAGCAAAAAAUCAUUAAAAGUUCUGUUUUGCCUCUUGAGAAAACCAAUUGUUGAUGUUUUUCCCUGGAGUUGGAACAGGGAAGGACCUGAGGGAAGGGCAGGGACCUGCUCCAGGCAAACCACAGCCCCCAGGGUCCCAAAACCUGGUGUGAAGAUCUCCGUCUCUCCUCCAUCCUUGGGGUUGGCUUUGGGGCUGGAAGUAGGGUCU